Molecule: messenger RNA, 504 nt
Organism: Priceomyces carsonii
Lineage: Eukaryota; Fungi; Ascomycota; Pichiomycetes; Serinales; Debaryomycetaceae
Product: E2 ubiquitin-conjugating protein
Exons: 1
Coding region: 1-504 (167 amino acids)
Cellular component (GO): cytosol; endoplasmic reticulum
Source: RefSeq, a predicted model, not a curated record
AUGGCACCACGUUCUACUGCUCAGAAACGUCUAUUGAAAGAAUAUCAACAGCUUUCUAAGGAUCCACCUCCUGGCAUUGUUGCGGGACCACUUUCCGAGGACGAUUUAUUCGUUUGGGAAUGCUUGCUAGAGGGGCCAAGUGAUACACCUUAUGAAAAUGGAGUAUUCCCAGCCUGUUUAAAAUUUCCCAAAGAUUAUCCGUUGAGCCCACCGGUAUUAAAGUUUGAUCCUCCUUUGCUACACCCUAACAUAUAUGCCGAUGGAACGGUUUGUAUAUCUAUUUUACAUGCUCCUGGAGAGGACCCUAAUCACUAUGAGAGACCUGAGGAACGCUGGUCUCCAGUUCAAAGUAUAGAGAAAAUUUUAUUGAGUGUAAUGUCAAUGCUAGCUGAGCCCAAUUCUGAAAGUGGUGCCAAUAUAGAUGCCUGUAAACUUUGGAGGGAGAAUAGAGAGGAGUACAACCGGCAGAUAAGGAAUCACGUUAAAAAGUCGCUUGGACUAUAG